This is a messenger RNA of Penaeus indicus, 2024 nucleotides long. RefSeq lists its product as uncharacterized. Gene Ontology annotation, molecular function: Toll binding; growth factor activity. Gene Ontology annotation, biological process: innate immune response; central nervous system formation. The record is from RefSeq and is a predicted model, not a curated record. Bases 274 to 1182 code for a protein of 302 amino acids. Gene Ontology annotation, cellular component: extracellular region. The transcript is spliced from 7 exons. NCBI's taxonomy places the organism in Eukaryota, Metazoa, Arthropoda, Malacostraca, Decapoda, Penaeidae.
CCGCGUCCGCCGCCACUCCGCGUCCGGACGUCGUGCUGCAUACAUAUAGCGGCUCCCGUUCCAACCUCGGCCAUCCUCUGUCGCUCCUGCAACAGGACACAGCGCCGUGAAAGCCGCUACAGUGACUCGUAUCACCUCGCUCUAGGCUCUCCUGACCGGCCACGAUAUUGUCGCGGAAUCCUUAAGACACAACUCCUCGAGGCAGCAGCAAGACUUCCUGGUCCCGACGGCCUUCGCAAACACCCGUUCAGCAGCAGUAUCUUCUGCGUCGACAUGAACACAUUCGCCCUUCUACAGCUCCUGGUGGUGGCGCUGGCGUCGAGGUCCACUUCCGGCCAAGGCUCGAUCGUCUUCCCGGGCGAUUCGAUCAACGGCACUUCUCCGAUAGCAAUCACGAACCGAUUCCAUCCGAUGCUCACGACAGAACUCAGGUCCUCGACGGCCCCGCUCAAUUGUAUGGAGAAGGUAGGCCAGGACCCCGACUCACCGUGCCUGGAGGACCAAGACUACAAUGAUAAUCUGAAACAGCAUGUGGAGCUCCUGCUGUCAGAUCCCAGUAUUAAUGCGGUCGUGAGAGAUCCCCUGUUUAAACAGAUUUUAAAUGACGAAACAGUGGCGUCCCGCACACGGCCGGUGACGACGCGCCUCGGAGUCUCAGAGACGCCCGUGUGCCAGUCGGAGGAGACACUGAUCUUCCCCAAGCGAGCCAAGUCCGCCAGCAACGAGUGGGUCUUCGUUCUCAACCACGAGAAUGUGGAACAGGCGCUGAGAGUCGAGAAGUGCAUAAACGAGGGCGCGGCUUGCGAGUUUGAGACCCCGUUGCCUUCUGAGAUAAGGACCGUGUGCAGGCAGAAGUACGUGUACCGAAGGAUGCUCACCGUCGGAACCAACAAGAUCCAGCCGGAAGAAGUCCUGAUGCCAUCUUGUUGCGUCUGCUACAGGAAGACUUCUGGCUUCGACAUCGGCUCCCGAACCCGUGUGCCGGGCACCGCCACCGGCAAUCCUAGCGGUUCUCAACCUUUCGUCAGCUCGCAGCCAAUCGGUCCCUCCAGCCAGCCCAUGCUGGCUGCACCGACCAACGCCAACUUCGGAAACCAGCCUGCGCCGCCCUUCAACCGCAGGACCCUCCAUCGACGUGGCUUUUUCGGCCCUGGAAGAGUCUUUUUCAACAACUGGCAAUAAGGAGACAGCCUGCUGAGGCUUGUCCAUCGCUCUCCUCUGCAAGGAUGUAUAUGCUCGUCAUGCAAUGCCUCUCUUGGGAGUGUCUUCCCAAACAAAAGUAGUGAGCAGAUUUUAUGGAUGGCCUUUGGACACAUACAACACUUUGUAUGGUCACGCAGAGUGUGUACAUGUUGUGGUGCCUAUACAGAUACAGUUAUGAUGUAACUUACAUAUACACACGAUAAGGCCUGACCUUUGAAAAAAAAUACUGUUGAUUAUCUCCAGUCUCUCUACUCGUUCACUUUUGAAGCAAGACUUGAUCAUAUGUGUUGCUCAGCUAUCUCACAUUACUAUGUAUAAUAGCUACGUUUUCCAAACUGAAUGGGGUCGAUUUCGCAAACUGUCGGAAAGAAAUUGGAAAGAAGCUUUUCUUCUAUGCUUAUCAAAAAUACUUACAAAAAUCAGGUACAAACUAUUUAUAUUUGUAACGGAUGUAUUAUGUUUUGUUCUCCUUUUUUGUUCUUUUUGUCCCUGAAUGAAACAAUGAACAAAGCUCCCUGAAUAAAGUACUGUCAAACGGUUUCACACUGUCACAGAUGAAAAGGAACAAUAUCUUUUACAGAAGCAUUAGGUCUUGAGUCCGAGAAAUUCAGCAGAUUUCCUAUUUUGCAUUAAUCAAAAAUAAUAGGCAAGCUUUUAGUUCAGUACAAUUUACACCAACAACAAAUAUAUAACAAUAACCUUCAACUUCAGAGCUUGUAAUGAAUAGGGAAAUCAAUAAAUGUGUAGAGAAUAAUUGGGAGAAUAAUCCAUCAGCUUUAAUGUUCUUAUAUAGGAAAGUUUAAUAAAGUAUAUGAAAAUUA